AUGGAGGGCGAGGGGGCAGGUACCCCAGGGAUGGGUACUGUGUCCACCCAAGGGGGGCAGAGCUCCUCACCGAGUGCUGCUGAAAAUGACUUGGACCCUGAUGAGGAGCCUCUUCUCAGAAAAAAUCACCGUCGGUUCGUCAUCUUCCCCAUCCAGUACCCAGACAUAUGGAAGAUGUAUAAGCAAGCUCAGGCCUCCUUUUGGACAGCAGAAGAGGUUGAUUUGUCAAAGGACCUUCCUCACUGGGACAAGCUGAAAGCAGAUGAAAAAUACUUUAUCUCUCAUGUUCUGGCAUUUUUUGCAGCCAGUGAUGGAAUUGUAAAUGAAAACCUGGUUGCACGUUUUAGUCAGGAGGUGCAGAUCCCAGAAGCUCGUUGUUUCUAUGGCUUUCAGAUUCUCAUUGAGAAUGUUCACUCAGAGAUGUACAGCUUGCUCAUAGACACCUACAUCAAAGAUCCUGAGAAAAGGGAUUUCUUAUUUAAUGCUAUUGAAACAAUGCCUUGUGUCAAGAAGAAAGCAGACUGGGCUCUCAAGUGGGUCGAGGACCGAGAAUCCACUUUUGGUGAGAGAGUGGUUGCCUUUGCUGCAGUGGAAGGCAUCUUCUUCUCGGGUUCCUUUGCUGCUAUAUUUUGGCUGAAGAAGAGGGGCCUAAUGCCUGGACUGACUUUCUCCAAUGAACUUAUUAGCAGAGAUGAGGGUCUACACUGUGAUUUUGCUUGUCUAAUGUUCCAUUAUUUAGUGAACAGACCAUCAGAAGAGCGAGUCCGUGAGAUCAUUGUUAAUGCUGUUGAAAUAGAGCAGGAGUUUCUAACGGAGGCAUUACCUGUAGGUCUGAUUGGAAUGAAUUGCACCUUGAUGAAACAAUACAUUGAAUUUGUUGCAGACCGGUUGCUAAUGGAGCUUGGGUUCUCAAAGGUCUUUCAUGCAGAAAAUCCUUUUGAUUUCAUGGAGAAUAUUUCUCUGGAAGGAAAAACAAAUUUCUUUGAGAAGAGGGUUUCGGAGUACCAACGUUUUGCUGUGAUGUCAGAAUCAAUGGACAAUGUCUUCACUUUGGAUGCAGAUUUUUGACAAAUUGGCAAAUGAAUGGUGACUGUUUCCCUUUUGUCAUCUCCCUUUCUGCUGUGAAAUUGACUUAAUUUCCCCACCUGCAGUCAGAGUCUACUGUGAUUUUUUUUUCUUGGGUUUUCAUGUUGUUUGUCAGAGAAGUAAAUACAUUUCUCUUUGUCUCAUCUAAAAAAAAAA
Acanthisitta chloris (rifleman) is the source of this 1242-nucleotide messenger RNA. RefSeq names its product ribonucleoside-diphosphate reductase subunit M2 B. Gene Ontology annotation, biological process: deoxyribonucleotide biosynthetic process. The record is from RefSeq and is a predicted model, not a curated record. Gene Ontology annotation, cellular component: cytosol. Bases 1 to 1068 code for a protein of 355 amino acids. Lineage: Eukaryota; Metazoa; Chordata; Aves; Passeriformes; Acanthisittidae. Gene Ontology annotation, molecular function: ribonucleoside-diphosphate reductase activity, thioredoxin disulfide as acceptor. The transcript is spliced from 9 exons.